Molecule: messenger RNA, 3313 nt
Organism: Trichogramma pretiosum
Lineage: Eukaryota; Metazoa; Arthropoda; Insecta; Hymenoptera; Trichogrammatidae
Product: zinc finger protein OZF-like
Exons: 3
Coding region: 1099-2667 (522 amino acids)
Cellular component (GO): nucleus
Source: RefSeq, a predicted model, not a curated record
UUGUGCCAGAGCCUCAGGUGUAUCUAAAUUUGGAUCGCUCCUGUUCCCCGCAGCAAUUCGACCUUACUUUUCGUUCCGCGGAGCAGAGCCAUGUGCCAUGUGUAAUACCCAUCCUAUGCUGGGCGUCGAUCUGUAACGUCUGCUGGACGACAUAAAAAAUCUCAAAGAAUUUUUCCAAGAAGUCAUCAUCUACUCUUUGCAAUGCAAUAUAGUGCAGAUACAUAUCAAUCCCUUUACGUAGUCUACACCCAAGUGCAGCGGCAAAUUAACCGCUUUGGGCACGAUAUGCAAUUGGGAUCCUGACCGAGCUCGAGAAAUUUCUCGAAGUUUACGUCACAGUCAGACAUUCAGGUCGCGUGAAAGUGAGUCAAUCCAGAUUCGUUGGUGUAGUUCAACUUGUCGUCUAUUUUCAAAAUCUCACGAACCUUGAGUUAUUGGACGUGGAACCUGUACUUGGCAGCAAAAUGAACUUGUAUGAGGCGAAGGAGCAAUGGUUUACCGUCUUCAUCAUGGUCGGGCUCGUCUUUGCAUCCUGUUUUUAUCAUAAAACUAAAAAACUCGACGGGAUCGAUUUUCAUAUACUUCAUGAGCAACCAAUCAAUUUCUUCCCCUCGAAUCGAAAAAUCUCUCGGAGGUCGGGAAGUCGACUCUUCCCAUUAUUGAUGAUUAUCUAAAUUUGACGAAGAAAUUUACAAGUCUCCUCAUCAAUCUCCCAAUGAAAUAUUAUAUUUUCCGGUAAAAUUGAGGUAAUUUAUACUCUCGGCUUUUUCGUAGCUGUUUUAAAAAAUAUACUUUUCGUUUAAAUGUUUCUCAACGCCUAUAGCACGUUAGCUAAUUGUGCGCCUGAAUGAAUGACAUUUUCAUUACAAUUUCGGUUUAAUUUUCAUGUCUUGUCAGUGCCUUACUCAUCGUAGUACAUACUUCUCUACACUCAGUAGCUGUUCAUCUAUUCCUGCCGUAAGUGUUUACAAAUAACAUCCGUCAAAGUGUAUACACGAAAAUAAGAUACUGUGUUGGCUACUCAAGACAUCUAACUUUAACUGAUUUCUCAGCGGAUAUCGUAAAAAUUAACAGCAAUUAACUUUAACCCAGUGAGAGAUGGAGAACAGAAAGGACUCAGUUAGUAUUAAAGAGGAACCGUCCGAUGAUUGGUCAGGUGUAGGCGACAAUCCUGACGAUCGAGUGGACUCGUGCACAGCCGAAAACUUUGAAUAUCAAUUAACGAUAAAUGAACCAUCGGCCAAUGACACGAAUGAGUCUAUGCCAUUACAGGAGGGGUUAGAGGGGAUAAUUUUGGUGGAUUUCGAUAGCAAAAAUGUAAAAACUGAAGUUGAGUUUUCAUCUACAUCCAUCUGCAAAACUGAGACUCAAAGUUUUCAACCUAUUGUAAAAUUAGAAAACGAAACUCAGACCCAUGACAUCAAUGACGAUAUUGGCAUCGAUUUCGAGUGCAGGGAUGUUAAGCCUGAAGUAAAACCCUCAUUGACAAACAUCAGUCCAUCUACUGUGAAAAUAGAAAGUCAAAAUCGAACAAAUCACGCGAAAGAAAAAAGUUUGAUAAUUUUAAUAAAAAAAGGAUUCGAUUACGUUAAUAACUGUCAAUUUAUCAGUGAAGAAGCAAAUAUGAAAUCGACUCACAAGGGCAUUGGAGCACUUGAAUGUAAAAUUUGCAACAGGUCAUUUGCAAACAAACAAAACUUAAAAAAGCACAUAAGUGCAGCACAUAAUCGAAGCAAACCCUAUGCAUGUAUCACAUGUCACAAAUCAUUUAGUCGAAAAUUUCAUCUCAAAUCUCAUGUGAAUUCCGUACACAAUCAUAGCAAACCUUUUGAAUGUGAUAUUUGUCACAAAUCAUUUGGAUCCAAGUGGGCACUUAAAACCCAUGUUAUGGGAGUACAUGAUCAUAGCAAACCUUUUGAAUGUGACAUUUGUCACAAAUCAUUUGGAUAUCAGAAUGUACUCAAAAGUCAUAGAUUAACAACUCAUAAUCUUGGAAUUCCCUUUGAAUGUAAGAUUUGUCGCAAAUCAUUUGGACGAAAAAUUGACCUCAAAGUUCACAUAAGUAUAGUACAUCUUCGUAGCAAGCCGUUUAAAUGUGAUAUUUGUCAGAAAUCAUUUGGAUAUCUGAAUGUACUCAAAAGUCAUAGAAUAACAGCUCAUAAUCUUGGAAUUCCCGUUGAAUGUGAGAUUUGUCGCCAAUCAUUUGGACGAAAAAGUGACCUCAAAGUUCACAUAAGUAUAGUACAUCUUCGUAGCAAGCCGUUUAAAUGUGAUAUUUGUCAGAAAUCAUUUGGAAGAAAACAUCAUCUCAAAUCUCACAUAAAUACAGUACAUAGUCAAAUUAAACCUUUCGAAUGUAGCAUAUGUCACAAAUCAUUUGGUCAAAAAUAUCAUCUGCAAGUGCACAUUAUGACGAUGCAUGAGCAUAGUAAACCCUUUGAAUGUGAGAUUUGUCAUAAAUCAUUUGGUCAAAAACAAUGUCUCAAAUCUCACAUAAGUACCGUACAUAGUCGAAUUAAACCUUUUGAAUGUAACAUAUGUCACAAAUCAUUUGGAUACAAAAAUGUACUCAAAAACCACAUAAUGACGAUACAUAAUGAAAGCCAACCUCAGGAGUGUGAAGUUUAUUCGAUGCAUUUUGGACGCAACGAAGACUUUUGCCUUUAGUCGGGUUACGCUAUGUAAUUUUAGACAAUCCUUCUCAUGAACAUUGAAGUAUUUAUAACUGUAAUUUAUUUGAUCUCGACUUGAAAAUCUUUUACUAAACUUUCAAACAUAAACUUAAAUAUCAACAAGGUUUUGUUGUCAAUUAGUUUUUUGAAAUACCGUUUUUGAAACAUCCCAUUUUUCGACUAAAAUAUUUUUCCAAGUAAAUGCUUCUUAUUGGAUUACCAAUAAGAAAGUCCUCUAUGUUAAUGUUUAUUAUGGCAAACUCAAUGAAAUCCCUCGAAUUGGUAACUGGGUCGACGAUCGAAUUAAAUUUUAACUCUUGCAGUACUGUAAGCGGAUUAUUUUUUACUUAGUUGAAAAUCUUAAUUAGCAAAACCGAUUUAUAGGUAAUAAAACUAUCGGUUUCAUAUGUGGCAACUUUCAGAUCAUUAUAUACCUCUUUGUGAAUGUAUCCAGUAGUAAGAUAACUUGAAUUGAACGAAGUUGAAUUGAUGGUAUAAAUAUUUACAAAAAAAGCAAUCGUAUUUUUUAGGAGCAAGUACUUUUUACCUAUGAAUCGGCCACUAGUUUUAUUCAUAUUUAUAUCGAUCCUGUUAAAAAUCUGUAGAGCUACAUAAGAAAUAAAAAAGUAUCAUAUACAGCA